Molecule: messenger RNA, 696 nt
Organism: Dictyostelium purpureum
Lineage: Eukaryota; Evosea; Eumycetozoa; Dictyosteliales; Dictyosteliaceae
Exons: 2
Coding region: 1-696 (231 amino acids)
Source: RefSeq, a predicted model, not a curated record
AUGUGUGACUCAAAAUCAGAUAUAAAUUUUAUCUUAAAUAAUAGAAUAAAUACAAUCGAAUAUAUAUUGGAAAAUAAAAACUCAAUAAUAAAAGAUAUUAAAAUAAAAAAAACUCAAAUACCCACCCAUCCUCCAUAUGAAUAUCAUAACGAAGAAAGAAUAUAUCAAUAUUACGAAUGCAAAGAUAUAGAUUUUAUAGAGAACUGCCAAUUCCUAGAGUUUAUAAUGAGAAACAAUUGUAUGAACUCUGAUAUUUUAAAAUGGGUAGUAAAAAUGUUCAAACAUUUCAACUUUGACCGUACUCAUGUUGCAUUCAGACUGUUGGCAAUAGAUUACUUUAUCAAAUAUUUUCAUUAUCGUCCUUUGCAAAGUCACAACGAAAAAGAUGUAAUCGAAAUGAUGGUGAAUAUUUUUUUGGAUUAUUCAAAUAGAGUUUUAUGUAGAUGUUACGAUAUUCAAAUGUUAUUAAAUCAAGAGAUGUUUGUAAAGGUUUUGUUUAAUUUUUUAGAUGGUAGAAGGUUUGAAAAGUGGUUUAUGGACCAUUAUAAAACAGAUAGAGAUUUGUUAGAGUGGAAGUUUUCGAUUAUAAAUGAUUUUGCAAAAGAUUACUGUGGUUUAGAAAUAACUAUGCAAGAUUGUAUAGAGUAUAUCAAUGGUAGAUCUAAAUAUUAUACAAAUAGACUAACUAUAAAUUAA